This is a messenger RNA of Siniperca chuatsi (mandarin fish), 3750 nucleotides long. RefSeq names its product complement factor H-like. The coding region runs from base 129 to 3608 and encodes 1159 amino acids. NCBI's taxonomy places the organism in Eukaryota, Metazoa, Chordata, Actinopteri, Centrarchiformes, Sinipercidae. The record is from RefSeq and is a predicted model, not a curated record. The transcript is spliced from 23 exons.
GACUUGCGUAAUUGUGUCAUUGAGCAAUCUCUUUUUUGCCUGUGAAAUCCACAGCUCUUUCUGCGUAUAAUAGUGUGUCAGUCUCCAGUUUCUACUUCUGUUUUGCAGUUCAGGGUAAUGAAGAUAAAAUGCAUGUAAUAACCCAAAGCUGUGUCCUAUUUUUGUGGAUGCAUACACUGACCUUUGUGAAAAGUCAAGACUGUACACUUGAACAGUUUAUAAAUGGCCCCUUGUAUGAUUUAAAUUUUGACACAACUGAUCUGGAGGCCAGCUACGUUGGUGGAAAACAAGUGAGAGUGGGCUGCACUGUUGGCUACAGUGGCUUUUUCAAACUGAUCUGUGUCGAGGGAAAAUGGCAGUCUAGAGGCAAUAAAUGUCAACCAAGAUCAUGUGGUCAUCCCGGCGAUGCCCAGUUUUCAGAUUUUCAUCUGGAAAAGGGAGACGAUUUUGUCUUUGGGUCACAAGUUGUAUACACCUGCCACAAAGGUUAUCAAAUGGUGAGUCGCACAAACUACAGGCGUUGCAUGGCUGAAGGCUGGGAUGGUGUUGUUCCUGUCUGCGAAGCCCAACAGUGCCCAGGGAUUCUUGUGGAUAUUAAUGUCCAGGUGAAUGGGGACCCUGAGGAAGCAACCUAUGGCAAUGUAGUUCGAUUUAGCUGCAAGUCCAGCAAUGAAAUCCUGAUUGGGUCAUCAGAGAUCUAUUGUGAUGAAAAUGGAGAUUGGAGUGCCGAAGCGCCAAAAUGUAAAGAGAUAAAAUGCACAGUACCCAUGAUUCAAAAUGGUUAUGUGCCUGGAGAUAUCCAAGAGUACAAAGAACAUGAAGUCCUGCAUUUUGAGUGCAAUCCUCAAUAUAAACGUGCUGAAGACAGACCUUCAAAAUGCACGAAACUAGGAAUAAGAGCAGACUGGACCCCUACACCUGUAUGUGAACAAAUUAAAUGUCGACUGCCACCGACACUGGAAGGAACCAGGUAUGAACCUGCUUUCAGAAAUGUGUUUUCACCUGGUGACACACUAAGAGUCAUUUGUGGAGAGAAGUACUGGAUUUCUAACCAUCAGACCAAAUCAGCACUAGCUAGAUGCAAAGAUGACGGACAAUGGACUGUCAGACCGGUAUGCCAAGAGGUUAAAUGCAGAAUUCCAGAAGACCCACUUGUGGUUUACUGGUAUAACAAUUGGAGGCAACAAAUAAAACUGGAUGAGACUGUAAGUUAUCAGUGUAGGUCAGGCUACAAGAGGACAGAUGGCGUCACCCGGGCCACAUGCGCCAGAGACGGGUGGAGACCAAAUCCACUCUGUGAAGAAAUUAUAUGCGACAAACAGGAUAUCCCAAAUGCAGAUAUUGUCACCGAUAAGCAGAAAUACAAAUACAAUGAACAGGCCGAGUAUGUCUGCAGGGUUGGUUAUCGUGGACGUCCUACUCGAACCUGUACGGAAAGUGGCUGGACUGGGCGUUCACAAUGUACAGAAACAACAUGCAAAAGGCAGAAUAUCCCAAAUGCAGAUAUUGUCACUGAUAAGCAGAAAUACAAAUACAAUGAACAGGCCGAGUAUGUCUGCAAGGUUGGUUAUCGAGGACAUCCUACUCGAACCUGUACGGAAAGUGGCUGGACUGGGCGUUCACAAUGUACAGAGAUAACAUGCAGCAGACAAGAUUACCCGAAUGCAGACAUUUAUGGAAAUGUUCAGUCCAUAUACAUGUACAAAGAACAGGUCGAGUAUACCUGCAAGAAGGGUGGACAAUUUACUCUAACCUGUGGGGAAACAGGUUGGAUCGGGUCUCCAGAAUGUACAAAAUGUUCAAAACCUAACGUUCCAAAUGGAUUUGUAGUUGGCCCAUACAAUGACACAGUGUACUACACCUGCAAUGAAGGUUAUAAGCUUUUCACCAAGGGCUGGUGGAGUGAAGCCAAAUGUAAUGACGGCGUGUGGUCUGGACUUGAACGAUGCAUCGAGAUAAGAAAGUGUCGAGAACCUGUGAUUCCUAACAGCAAAGUGACACCUCAGGAUAAUGUUUAUGAACACAAAGACAGUGUCAAGAUUAUUUGUGAGGAAGGAUAUCGGGCUCAGGUUGACAGCUUAACUUGUCACGAGGGAAAAUGGCAUCCAAAUAAACCACUCAAAACAAUCUGUACACCUAUUGCCAAUCUCUGCAGUUCCCCACCUAAAGUUGACAAUGCAGUUGCUGUGACUUCAUAUAAGAAGGAAUUCUUGUCUCACUCUGCUGUAACUUAUCAGUGUCGUGAUAAUUAUACAAUGGAGGGAGAAGACACGAUUCGAUGUAAAAAUGGGAAAUGGGAGGAGAAGAACAUUACGUGCACACUUUCAGGAACAGCGACAGAGAGUGGAGCAGUGGCAGGUCUCCCAUCAUCUCCAAAUAAUGUUACUGAGGACGGGAGACCAGUUUCAGGAACAGCGACAGAGAGUGGAGCAGUGGCAGGUCUCCCAUCAUCUCCAAAUAAUGUUACUGAGGACGGGAGACCAGUGAAGCCAUGUGAACUUCCUGAUGACACUCCCAAUGGCUAUUAUCACAUUAUCCACGGUGAAGACUUUGUUUUUGGAACAACUAUCAAAUACUUUUGUAAUGAAGGGUAUCAAAUGGUGAGUAAGGAUGACACAAGGACUUGUUUGCUGGACAAAUGGACCAAUCACAUCCCAAUAUGUGAUCCUUUAAGCUGUGACCCCCCGCCUGCAGAUGGAGGGCUUAUAGUAAAAGGUUUACCAGAAAAUGAAGAAUCCAUACUUCCUGACCGAUUCCUCACAUUCAGCUGUGAUGGUCCUGGGAAAUAUCUGAAUGGCAGUUCAGUGCUGAUAUGUGGUAAAGAUGGACAGUGGGAUAAUCCAUUCCCCUCUUGUGAAGACAUCACUUGUAAAGUUGGUGUGAUGCCCCUUCAUCUCACUGUAACUGGACUACCACCAGCAAAUGAAACAAUGAAGAUUGGACAUAAAUUAUGGUUUCGAUGCGAUGAUCAAUAUGCACUGGAAGGGUCUGAUGGAACUGAAUGUUUACAAACUGGGCAGUGGAAUGCCCCCUUUCCAACUUGCCAUGAGAAAUGCAACGUCACAGGUGUACCAGCCAAUGUACGCAUCACCACAUAUGUACCAAACAAUCAACUGAGAAAAGGACAGAAUUUAAGGUUUGCUUGCCGCAAGCGUGGAGACACUCUUCGAGGGAGAGCAUCGGUUGAAUGUUUAGCAAACGGACAGUGGAGUGAUCCCUUCCCAACAUGUGGAGCUCCUUUGGGUUGUGGGAAACCACCGGUCCCUGCAAAUGGAGACACCAAGGAAAGUGUUCGAUUCCGGUACUUACAUAAUGAAAGAGUUGAAUACAUCUGUCAGAGAUGGCACGUUAUGGAGGGUGAGCCUUACAAAACCUGCAACAAUGGUGAAUGGAUUGGACAGAUGAAAUGCCUCAAACCCUGCACUGUGAACAGAGAAACCAUGAAAAAACAUAAUAUUACCUUCAGAUAUACUCGUUACGAUAAGCUGUAUUCAGAGCAUUCUGAUGAAAUUGAGUUUGUGUGUAUCAGAGGAACAAGACAUGACGGAUCAGUGAACAUGCGUCAGAGGUGUGUUGAUGGUGUGAUGCUCCUGCCCACUUGCCAGUAAAGGUUUUAGUCAACUGGAAAUGAUAAACAUGAGAUGGCUGGACAAACAUGUAAAUGAUUAACCAAAGUAAAGAGUUGGACCAGUUAUGUAUUGAUCCAGUGUCUAUACUUCAGUGCUGUGUUUAAUAAAACAAAUAUUUUCA